AACGUUUAAACAUGCUUGUAGUUUCAUAUAUUCACACAUUCUGUGCCAUUCCGUACCAUGUUGCCCCCAAUAUGCCACCAGACUGCAAAAGCACGAGGUCUUUCGACAAAGAGUGCCCGACCGAAAAGGUUGCGCCUUCAUCCGUUGCUAUGGAAACCAGUGACAAACAUUGCCAAACAUUUAUCGUGAAGAGGGAGAAGAGCGGAAUAGUUCGUGAGGAAUUCGCUUUGGAGCUGAUGUAUGACGAAACUGUGGUGGUUAACGCUCAAGAAAUAGACAGUCCUUCGAGUUCCGACGGAGAGGGCGUGGUGAAAGCCGCAAUGGCGAAGUUCAAUCCUCCCGUGCGACAUACUGCAAAACACGACUUCGAUUCCGAGAGCGAAAGCGAGUCUGAACAGGAGAAUUUCUUGGACAAUGUUUCCGGAGAAGAUCAGCAGUCCCCAGGCCGGAAACCACAGCCUUUGCAAACAGUCAACAAAUCGGCCAGACAAAUUGGCCUGCCGAAACAAUCGUCCAAAGAAAGUUCCAGUGGUAAAACUAAACCGACAGCUAAACGCGACGAUUCUUCGAAUUCUGAUAUCUCUCAACUAAGCGAAGAGACAGAUAGUGCAGAUCUGGAGGCUGAUGGUGCGGAAGUGGCAAUGGGGAGUGGGCGCAAACGAGGGGUGGGAGUGGUCGUCCCGGCGGAGGGCGCAUACGACCCUAAGCAGUAUCAGGAUCUGAAAGUUCCUGCGGAGAUUGAUAAUUUGUUCCAAUAUAUUAUGAAGUACACGCCACAAAAGAUCGACAUAGAUUUCAAACUGCAGCCAUUUAUACCAGAGUACGUACCUGCUGUGGGCGAUUUAGAUGCGUUCAUAAAAGUGUCCACGCCCGCUUGUAACGUGCGCGCCGCGCCGCUCUCCGAACGCGUGCUCGAGCAUAUUGAUAACUUAGGUCUGACCGUCCUGGACGAACCGGCAGCAGAACAGAGCGAUUCGGCCUUGCUACAUCUGCAGAUGAGAGCUAUUUCGAAGAUUAGCAGUACUAAAUCCACAGUGUUGACGAAGAAGAUAGAGAACGCUGAAAAGAACUCCAAAGCCGUAGACCGAUGGAUCAAAGAUGUCAGUGAACUGCAUUUGUCCAAGCCCGCUCCAACUGUUACUUAUACAAGUAAAAUGCCAGAUAUCGACAGUCUAAUGGAAGAAUGGCCUGAAACCAUAGAAGAAACCCUUAACGAAGUCGGGUUCCCGCCUCCCAAUAUAGACUGCUCACUGUCACAAUACGUCGACCUCGUAUGUGGACUCUUCGACAUACCAAUCGGAGGAGACUCUUUGAACGAUAGGAUACAGGCGCUGCACUUAUUGUUUAGUUUAUAUUCUGCUGUGAGGAGUUCUCAACUGUACGCUGAUAGACAGAAGGAGAAAAAUGUCGAAAAUAUUUAGUGUUUCAGUAAAUAAAGCCUUGAUA
Messenger RNA from Hyposmocoma kahamanoa, 1446 nucleotides. It is a transcript of the gene IFT46, whose product is annotated as intraflagellar transport protein 46 homolog. The transcript has 8 exons. Gene Ontology annotation, cellular component: intraciliary transport particle B; centrosome; motile cilium. Bases 12 to 1421 code for a protein of 469 amino acids. Gene Ontology annotation, biological process: intraciliary transport; cilium assembly. NCBI's taxonomy places the organism in Eukaryota, Metazoa, Arthropoda, Insecta, Lepidoptera, Cosmopterigidae. The record is from RefSeq and is a predicted model, not a curated record.